CUCGCCUCUGGAGUCCAGACUGUCAAGCCUGAGUCAGCCUGCAGGAAUUAGGAAGUCUGAUCUAACACUGACAGCAGCGAAGCAGGAGCGGAGAUGGCAGCGUCCGCCUCACAGUCCGAGCUGAGGCUGGUGGUUCUGGGCCCGAUCAAGGCAGAGAAUAGAACUGCAGUCUGCUCCAUCCUGGGCCUGGAAGACAACCAACAGGGCACAGAUGCUCAGGAAGUUCAGGAGUGCACCAGACACAGGGGGCAAGCUGCUGGGAGGCAGGUAGUGGUGGUGUCCAGUCCAGCCUGGUACAGCUCGGCCUGUAGCCCAGAGGAGAGGAGGACGCAUAUUUCCUCCUUCAUCACCUUAUCCAGCCCUGGACCUCAUGCCUUCCUGCUCUGUGUCUCAUUGAAUGAGCCUGCUCACGAUGAAUCCAAGGCACUCGACGCCCUUGCAAAACUGUUUGGCCCCGCUGCAGUAAGCACAAACACCAUUGUUCUCUUCACCCACACAGAGGAGCUGGGAGAGGACGAGCCACUGGAGCAGUAUAUCAUGACCUGGCGCAAAGACCUCCAAGAGCUGGUGGGAAGGUGUGGCGACCGCUACCAUACGCUGGAGAGAUGCAGCGGAGAAGCAGAAGAAGAAGGGAAAAAGGUGGAGGAGCUGCUGGAGAAGGUUGAGCAGGCAGUGAGGGAGAGCGGUACCAAGCACCUCAGCUGCCCUCUCUACCAGGAGGCUGAGGACAGGGUGAGGCAGCGGCAGAUAGAGAUUAUAAGGCAGAGGAGGGGGGAAGAGCUGAGUGACAACACAUCGUCAAACUCACAACCAGAGGUGACAGAGAAAGAAAUGGAAGCAGUCAGGGAAGAGGCAGAGAGAAGCACUCGUGAUUUUGAUUUGGAUGUAGAUAGUAUUUUCCCUUCUGGUAACAGGGUCUUGCCUUCCUCUGCCACUCCCUCUUUUCUUUGGGGCUUAUGGGAGAAGCUGAUGGGCUGGAUCAGGUGGCUGCCCACUCUAGUAAGAAGGGAGGCUCUGUUCGGGUCCCUGGUGGGUCUGUUUGUAGGCGGGCAGAUCGGUGGCACGGUUGGAGCCACUGUGGGUUCUGUGGCUACUGAAGUGAGCAGAAGGAAAACAGAGAAAACUAAAUAACAGGUGCACCUUCAACUAAUUUUAGCUGUUUUACAAAACUAUGCGCUUACUGAGUAACACUUGGUAAAAGAGUCAGUUUCACAGUGGUGCUUGAAAGUGUUUCUGCAUAAAUAUGACCUAAAAUACAUUGUCACAUCAGAUUAUGGUUGGCGAAAGUGCAUCACUGUAAUCCAUGUUAAUAACUUUGGUCCAGAGAUGAAGCAUGGUGGAGGAAGUGUCAUGAUUUGGGUAGAAUCUGUUGAAUCUAAACCAGGAUGGUUUGUUAGUUGGAUCAUUUCUGGAUUAUACCUGCAAAUUGCACAGGAAAAUAUCUCUAAGCCUGGGCACACAAUACAUUGGAACAAAGAAUGUUUUAAAAGACAAAUAAUAAAUGUUUAAUAUGGGAAAAUCGCUAGCUGUCCAGGGUGGAAGAGCAAAUUCUCCAAGUUGAUGACAGAUUGGCAGAAAGGAAAGCAUCUACCACAGAUACAGCUGCAGUUUCCACAAUUUGUAACAUUUCAACCACACACAUUUUAUUGUUUUAUUGGGUUUUCAUGUGAUGGGCAAACACAAAGCGGUGCAUAACUGUGAAGUGGAAUGAAUAUUGUACACGAUUUUCAGAUUUUUUUCUUUACAAAUAAAAAUCUGAAAAGUCUGGUAAACUCACAAUGCCGUCACAUUUGUUCUAUUAUCAUUGCAAUGACACUAAAAGUGACAAAAAAAAGUUGUCACAAAGUAUUCUUUUUGAUACCUUCUUUCAAAACGCAGUCUUUUUUUUUUUUUUGCCGUUUAUGUCACUGCAUACAAAUACUGCUUAAAUGGGACAUAUCAUGCUUUUAAAUCCUUCCUUUUCACACUUAAAUCAUUCAGUUGUGGUAUAUAUAAAGUGGAACUGCGAUGCUUUGGUCUGUUAUUGUAGCUCCUUGUUAGUGUAGCUCCGCAGGCCCCUCUUUUACCCCUGUACUGAGGUGCUCGUUUUGGUGCUGUCUCUUUAAAUGCGACGGAAGCACUUCGCAAGCCGCCCCGCUGGAGGUCAAAGAGCGUUCCACUUUAACCCGUUAAGCCGUUUUUGUAGUUUGAUAACAGAGAUACAAUUAUCUAGCGGCGCAGAAACAAGAAAAAAACGACAAAAACAAACUGUUUAUGUAAUAAUAAUAAUAUUCAAAAUGCAGGAGCUAAAAGCAGCACACAGACCUAAAAUAAGCAGAAGACACGAUGCUACUGCUUUCAAAACAAUAGCCAGGACGUCAUAUCCACACAGUAAAUUCAUGUCUAAAAUAAAGUUUUAGACAUGAAUAUUUAUGUAUGAAGUGAACCGAGUAUAAUCAUUCUCUCUUAUUUUUAUCACUGGGUUCCUCUACUUCUGUGGAAACAUGAUAGCAUUUUAGGUCAUAUUUGAGAAAUAUCCAAUUAUUUAGAAGCCUAUUGACCCUUUCAAGCACUACAGCAUCUCUGAUUACCGUUACCUACCAAAAACCAUUAAAUUGCUCUGUCAUUCUUCUUUCUGCAGCUUAUAUGGGAAGUUUGGUGUUUUUUAGCUUGGUGUUUGUUAGCUUUAAAAACUCUUAUUGGCUGGAGAAGUUUAAUGGUUGUGUAAUUUACUCUCAAUUAAAGCUGGAGAAAAGCUUAUUUCUUUCUGUGAAACAAUUUCUCUGAGGGUUUUCCCAAUAUCACGCACACGCUUCAACAUGUGCACGCUGCUUUUAUUUUUUUUCAAAUUGCAAACUAUCACAUCAUAUGAAAUUUUAUAAAUGUGCAUAUUUAAGGGAAAAAAGUGCUCUCCUUGUGCAUUCCUAUCACUGAUGCCUCUGCUAUUAAAGUAGGUUUCAAAGUAUGCAACAGUUCAGACAGGCUAAACCUAGAUACUUUUUUUUUUUUGUUCAGCUCUGGAUAUUUGUGGUUCUUCAUGAUAUAUAAUCUUUGCAGCGGAGCUCAGGUAGCAAAAUAUUGCUGUUUACCAUUAAUUUAUAAAUAAUAAAUACAUACCACUACAGUGAGGGGAUUGUAGGAGUUUCUCUAGCUCAUCUGGGUAAAAGGAUCAUACACUUAAAGAUUUUAUCCAUCAUUUUCUGUUCAUUGGGGUUUUAACUUGCCAAAUAGGUCCUGAUGCUGUUCACUAAUCUUCCUCUGCUGCUACAAGGAGCUCCACCUGGGACGCCAACUCUCCACUACAUAGCCUUGUGCCUUGUUACUGUUGUUCAAGCACUUUUUACUUACUUGAUACAUUGGAAAAGUAUUGAAGUAUAUAUUUUUUUUCAUUACAACCUAAACUUCAUUGUGUUUUUUGGGAUUUUAUUCAAUAGAUUUAUGUAAAGUAAAGGAAAGGAAAAUUAUGUUUUACAUGCAUUUGUGUUCAGCUCCCUGUGAGUCAAUGCUUUGUAGAACUACGUUUUAAUGCAUUUACAGCCGCAAGUGUUUAGAUGUAUGUCCCCACCAGUUUUGCACAUAUAGAGACAUUUUUACCCCAUUCUUCUUUACAAAUCAGCUCAAGCUCUAUUAGAAUGCACGCAGAACGUCUGUGAACAAAAUUUGUUCAAGUCACGCCACAGAUUCUAACUUGGAUUCUGGACUUUGGCUAGACCAAUCUAACACCUGAAUAUGCUCUGAUCUAAACCAUUCCAUUCUAGCUCUGGCUAUACAUUUAGCAAAAGCAUGCCCACUGCAUGAUUCUGCCACCACCUUGCAUCACUUGCUCAUUCAAGCAUUUGUAGCUAUGACCUCAAAUAUGUUUCAGACUUUCACAUACAGUAAGUAAAAGUACACUGUAGAUCACUGUACUCCGUCAUGACUUCUGUCCACCGCUGCAGGGUGGUGGUAAAAUUAUCAUGGUUUGGACAGAAACUGCUGGACUAUGGCUUUACUUUUUGAACAAUGAUAUUUUGAUGAACGUGAGAGCACAUUAAAAUCACUGUCGUUGGGACGCGAUAUUGAGGAAUGUCCACAAGGUGGCGGUGUUGAUCUUUAUGUAGGAGUUGACUGUGAUUUUUGUUUGUUGCUUACCAAGCAAAUAAAAACUGCAGCUUUACCAA
Messenger RNA from Girardinichthys multiradiatus, 4139 nucleotides. Its product is annotated as GTPase IMAP family member 4-like. Gene Ontology annotation, molecular function: GTP binding. Lineage: Eukaryota; Metazoa; Chordata; Actinopteri; Cyprinodontiformes; Goodeidae. The coding region runs from base 94 to 1131 and encodes 345 amino acids. The transcript is spliced from 3 exons. The record is from RefSeq and is a predicted model, not a curated record.